UCACAAGACUUACAUAGACAAAAACCACAAAGAAGGAGAGAAUGGGUUCAAAGUCUCCAAGAAUUGCUGCACUAGUGUUACCACUGCUUCUUAUACUUUUCACUCUUUCCUCUCAAAUUGAAGUCGUGGAAUCUACAGGCCGCAAACUUUCGUGGUGGUUUACGGGAACUCCCAUUGUGUACACACCACCUUCAAGGUCAUGUGGAACUUCUCCAGCAGUAUACACUUCGAAAUGGAGAAGACCCCGACCAUGUAGGCUUCCUCCAGGAGGUGUUAUUACUGCUUCUGAUAAAUCUCCUUAA
This is a messenger RNA of Camelina sativa (false flax), 302 nucleotides long. Its product is annotated as secreted transmembrane peptide 6-like. The record is from RefSeq and is a predicted model, not a curated record. Lineage: Eukaryota; Viridiplantae; Streptophyta; Magnoliopsida; Brassicales; Brassicaceae.